Molecule: messenger RNA, 2218 nt
Organism: Cottoperca gobio
Lineage: Eukaryota; Metazoa; Chordata; Actinopteri; Perciformes; Bovichtidae
Product: natural resistance-associated macrophage protein 2-like
Exons: 16
Coding region: 177-1946 (589 amino acids)
Biological process (GO): manganese ion transport; iron ion transmembrane transport
Cellular component (GO): lysosomal membrane; endosome membrane; plasma membrane
Molecular function (GO): iron ion transmembrane transporter activity; cadmium ion transmembrane transporter activity; manganese ion transmembrane transporter activity
Source: RefSeq, a predicted model, not a curated record
CUUGUGAAAUAUUGCAGGUGUAUGAGUUUCCAGGUUUCCCCCACCUUCCUCUUCCUCUACCUGUCCAGUGACUCUACACAUAUGAGGCGCGCGGAGGAACAACAUGAGUCACAUUACCGGGAUGUAGUUUCGUUUGAUGUUUUUAGACGUUUUUACGGAGUAUAAAGAGACGAUUAAUGUCACCGAAGAAGAAGAUGUUUCCCUUUCUGCGGUCAGUCAGAGACCGACCUCCGGAGAACAUCCACAUCUCCUCUCUGCCUCCCAGUGUUCCCACAGACCCCGCAGAACAAACCGGAGCACAAGCCGAUGACUUGGAGGGAGAGAAAGCCGUGAUCCAGACGACACACACACACAGAGGCUCCUCGGUCUUCCUCCAGAAGCAGAACAAUGAACCGGUUUCUAGUACUUACUUUGAGCAGAGGGUCCCUGUUCCCGAGGAGGGCAGCGAGGGGGGCUUCAGUCUCCGAAAACUGUGGGCCUUCAGCGGCCCCGGGUUUCUGAUGAGCAUAGCCUACCUGGACCCGGGUAACAUCGAGUCUGACCUGCAGUCUGGUGCUAAAGCUGGCUUCAAGCUCCUCUGGGUGCUGCUCGCAGCCACCAUCAUCGGCCUGCUGCUGCAGCGGCUGGCGGCUCGGCUCGGCGUCAUCACCGGCAUGCACUUGGCCGAAGUCUGCAACCGCCAGUACCACACGGUGCCUCGUGUCAUCCUGUGGUUGAUGGUGGAGCUGGCCAUCAUCGGCUCAGACAUGCAGGAGGUCAUCGGCUGCGCCAUCGCUUUCAACCUGCUCUCCUCCGGCAGGAUCCCCUUGUGGGGCGGCGUCCUCAUCACCAUCAUCGACACGUUUGUCUUCCUCUUCUUGGACAAAUACGGCCUGAGGAAGCUGGAGGCCUUCUUCGCUUUGCUCAUCACAAUCAUGGCCAUCACCUUUGGAUAUGAGUAUGUGACGGUGAGUCCAGACCAAGGCCAGCUGCUGAAGGGGAUGUUCGUGCCGUACUGCGAGGGCUGCGGGCCGGUCCAGCUGACUCAGGCCGUCGGCAUCGUGGGCGCCGUCAUCAUGCCUCACAACAUUUACCUCCACUCUGCUCUCGUCAAGUCUCGAGAAGUGGAUCGGUCGAACAAGAAAGAAGUAGAAGAGGCCAACAAAUAUUUCUUCAUUGAGUCGACCGUGGCGCUCUUCAUCUCCUUCCUCAUCAACGUGUUUGUGGUGGCCGUUUUCGCCGAGGCUUUCUACGGACGCACAAAUCAAGAGGUGUACAGCGUCUGCAAUGAAACAGGAAGUCCUCAUUCACAUCUAUUCCCUCUGAACAAUGAAACACUAGAGGUGAACCUCUUCAAAGGGGGAGUGGUGCUGGGCUGUUUCUUUGGUCCCGCAGCGCUCUACAUCUGGGCUCUUGGGAUCCUUGCGGCCGGGCAGAGCUCCACCAUGACUGGAACGUACUCCGGCCAGUUUGUCAUGGAGGGUUUCUUGAACCUGCGCUGGUCGCGUUUCGCUCGGGUGUUGUUGACCCGCUCCCUCGCCAUCACUCCCACCCUGCUGGUGGCCAUCUUCCAGGACGUGCAGCAACUGACGGGCAUGAACGACUUCCUCAACGUGCUGCAGAGCAUGCAGUUGCCAUUUGCCCUCAUUCCCAUCCUCACUUUCACCAGUUUGCCUUCUCUCAUGAAUGAGUUUGCCAAUGGAUUAGUGUGUAAGAUCGGGGGAGGAGUCGUGAUCUUGAUGGUGUGUGCCAUCAACAUGUACUUCGUCGUGGUCUACGUGACUGAACUCAACAGCGUGUGGCUGUAUGUGCUGGCAGCGUUCUUCUGCAUAGCAUACCUGACAUUCGUGGGAUAUUUGGUGUGGUUGUGUCUGAUAGCUCUGGGAGUUUCCUGGCUGGAUCCGAACACCAGGAGAAGGAACGACACGAGGAUCCUGAUCGAGCAGCAGCCGGAGUUUGACUCCUGAAUCACAAGUGGACGUUUAUUUCAAAGAUGCAGCUGUAAGCAACCCGACUGACAUUUUACUGUUUUCUCUUGCAGUCUUCGUUAGUGCUGAUUUAUUUAUAAUAGAAGUUAAAAUGUAUUAAUGAAUGGGAUAGACAUUUUCAUCGAAUCUUUAGUUACAACGUAAUUACUGAUUCAAAAAACAAAAACAAAAUUCAUGAUGAGUUUUGCCAAAUUGACAGAUUUACAGUUGUGAAUAAAAAGAUAACGUGAUGUCUGAUCUGUUUGAAUUUA